AUGUCCCGCCUGCUGCACGCGGAAGAGUGGGCUGAGGCGAAGGUGUUGGGGGACCACCAUCGCCAUCCUCAGCCGCCUCACCUCCCGCAGCUGCCUCCACAGCCACCUGCAACCCUGCAGGCCAGAGAGCAUCCGGUGUACCCGGCCGAGCUGUCCCUCCUGGACAGUACCGACCCACGCGCCUGGCUCACUCCCACUUUGCAGGGCCUGUGCACCGCACGCGCCGCCCAGUAUCUGCUGCACUCUCCCGAGCUGGGUGCUUCCGACGCCGCGGCGCCCCGGGACGAGGCGGACGGCCAGGACGAGCUGGUAAGGAGGAACAGCGGAGGUCUCACCAAGAGCCCGGGGCAGGUGAAAGUGCGCGAACAGCUGUGCAAGCUGAAGGGCGGGAUGGCGGCAGACGAGCUGGGCUGCAGCCGCCAGCGAGCCCCGUCCAGCAAGCAGGUGAAUGGGGUGCAGAAGCAGCGGCGGCUGGCAGCCAACGCCAGGGAGCGGCGCAGGAUGCACGGGCUGAACCACGCCUUCGACCAGCUGCGCAACGUUAUCCCCUCGUUCAACAACGACAAGAAGCUGUCCAAAUACGAGACCCUGCAGAUGGCCCAGAUCUACAUCAACGCCCUGUCGGAGCUGCUGCAAACGCCCAGUGGUGCAGAGCAGCCGCCUCCGCCGCCGGCCUCCUGCAAAAGUGACCACCACCACCUUCGCACCGCCGCCUCCUACGAAGGGGGCGCGGGUGCCGCGGCUGCGCCUGGGGCGCAGCCGGCCUCCGGAGGGGGCCCGCGCCCCGCCGCACCCGCAGCCUGUCGGACCCGCUUCUCGGCCCCGGCCUCCACGGGAGGUUACUCGGUGCCGCUGGACGCUUUGCACUUCCCAACUUUCGAGGACAGCGCCCUAACGGCGAUGAUGGCGCAGAAGAAUCUGUCGCCUUCGCUGCCGGGGAGCAUCCUGCAACCUAUGCCGGAAGAAAACAGCAAGACGUCUCCCAGGUCCCACAGAAGCGAUGGAGAGUUUUCCCCGCACUCCCAUUACAGUGACUCGGAUGAGGCAAGUUAGGAAGGCGACAGCGCCCUGAAAACUGAAACAAACCGACAUCCCCUUCCCAGAGCGCGGAAAACCGCGC
Molecule: messenger RNA, 1120 nt
Organism: Nannospalax galili (Upper Galilee mountains blind mole rat)
Lineage: Eukaryota; Metazoa; Chordata; Mammalia; Rodentia; Spalacidae
Gene: Atoh1
Product: atonal bHLH transcription factor 1
Exons: 1
Coding region: 1-1053 (350 amino acids)
Molecular function (GO): protein dimerization activity
Source: RefSeq, a predicted model, not a curated record